Messenger RNA from Aspergillus steynii IBT 23096, 1122 nucleotides. Its product is annotated as hydroxyacyl-thioester dehydratase HTD2. The record is from RefSeq and is a predicted model, not a curated record. Gene Ontology annotation, cellular component: mitochondrion. The transcript is spliced from 2 exons. Gene Ontology annotation, molecular function: (3R)-hydroxyacyl-[acyl-carrier-protein] dehydratase activity. The coding region runs from base 31 to 1122 and encodes 363 amino acids. Lineage: Eukaryota; Fungi; Ascomycota; Eurotiomycetes; Eurotiales; Aspergillaceae.
GUCCUCGCAUGUACUCCUAACCUGCCAGCCAUGUCCCUCUAUACUACAACCCGAUGGGCCACUCAAUUCUCACGUCCCUCGCGUUGCGCUUUCUCGGUGUAUAGCCGACUCCGCUCCGCAUCUACAUCCGAUACAACGUCGGCCUCAUCCAUCGCCGCCUCAUUCCUGUCGCGAUUCCAAUCGCUAGGGCCUCAAUCCCGCACGCAAGUCCUCGACGCCAACCAGCUGCAACUCCUCUCUCUAACCCUCAAUCGCCCCUCCCUCUUCCCCACCUCCCCAUCCCUCUCCAACACCUCCCCCACUGUCUCCGUGCCCUCAAACACCCCUCUCCCCCCGGGCUACCACCUUGCCUACUUCACCCCCGCCUUCCUGGAGAACGAACUCGGUCCCGACGGCACCGAUGUCUCGUACAACCCGUCCUCGCCGUUUACGCGCCGCAUGUGGGCCGGCGGCGAGGUGCAUUGGCCGCGCGGCGCAGACGGGGCUCCGAAUCCGUUGCGCGUGGGCCAGGAAGUGAGCGAGACGACGAGGGUGCUGAGCGCCGAGCCCAAGACGGUCCGGAAGACAGGCGAGGAGAUGAUCGUGGUGGGCGUGGAGAAGGAAUUCCGGAAUGAGCGCGGCGUGGCGAUCUUGGACCGCAGGAACUGGGUGUUCAGGAAGGCGUUGACGGCACCGAUGAAGUCGGCGUUGGCGUCGGCGUCAGAGUUCACAUCUAUCGCCUCCGAGCCGGCCUCCUCGGCUACUUCUACCUCGGGGAACACGCACACGCGCACCCUGAGACAAACAGCCGUCACGCUGUUCCGCUUCUCUGCCCUGACGUUCAACCCGCAUAAGAUCCACUACUCGGCGCCGUGGGCCAAGGACGUAGAAGGCCACAAGGACAUCGUGGUGCACGGGCCGUUGAAUCUGAUCUCCAUCUUGGAUCUGUGGAGAGAUACCCGGUCUGCAUCCGCUGGGGACGGUCUGGUUCUUCCGGAGAAGAUCUCGUACCGCGCGACGAGCCCGCUCUAUGCGGAGGAGGAGUACCGGGUUGUCUUGGAUGAGGAGGCCGGGGAUGGGGUUGCCAGAGUACAGAUUCUGCGGCCGGAUGGGGUCGUGGCCAUGAAGGCGGAGAUUUCUUAA